CCCCCGCCGUCCCCGUCCCCCCCCUCCCCCCCCCCCCUCCCCGGGCCGGGCCGGGCGGAGCGGGGCCUCCGAGCUCCCUGAGGCGCCCCCGGGCCCUGCAUGGGCCGCCCGGCGCCAUGUUCGUGCAGGAGGAGAAGAUCUUCGCCGGGAAGGUGCUGAGGCUCCGCGUGUGCACCAUGGAGGGCGCCGAGUGGCUGGAGGAGGUCCCCGAGGACACGACGGUGGAGAAGCUGAAGGAGCGCUGCCUCAAGCACUGUGUACCUGGGAGCUUGGAGGAUCCAAAAACUGUGACACAUCAUAAGUUGAUACACGCUACUUCUGAGAAGGUGCUGACAGACACAAAAACAGUGUUGGAGGAAAACAUUCAAGAUAGAGAUGUCUUGCUCUUAAUCAAGAAGCGUGCACCACCUCCGCUCCCCAAGAUGGCAGAUGUGUCAGCAGAGGAGAAAAGGAAACAAGAGCAGAAAGCUCCUGAUAAGGAUGCUAUUCUCAAAGCAACUGCAAAUCUGCCCUCUCGCAAUGUAGAUCGCACUGUGGCCCAUCACAACAUGAGGGAUUUCCAGACAGAGCUCCGGAAAAUCUUAGUUUCUCUCAUAGAAGUUGCACAGAAAUUGCUAGCACUGAAUCCAGAUGCGGUUGAACUAUUUAAGAAGGCAAAUGCCAUGCUGGAUGAGGAUGAGGAAGACAGAGUGGAUGAGAUAGCUCUGCGGCAGCUUACAGAAAUGGGGUUUCCAGAGAGCAGAGCUGUCAAAGCCCUUCGAUUAAAUCAUAUGUCGGUGACACAGGCCAUGGAGUGGUUGAUAGAACAUGCGGAUGACCCUGCAGUAGAUGCUCCGCUGCCAGGCCAGACUCCAUCAGAAGCCCCGGCCGAAGCUGGUGCAUCCUCUGCUGAAGCAACUGCGGGUCCUAGUUCAGAAGCAGGUGGGGAAGAGGCCAAGGAUGAGCUGACAGAAAUAUUCAAGAAGAUCCGGAGGAAAAGAGAGUUUCGUCCAGACCCACGAGCUGUCAUUGCCCUGAUGGAGAUGGGAUUUGAUGAAAAAGAAGUGGUAGAUGCACUCAGAGUAAACAACAACCAGCAAAAUGCAGCCUGUGAAUGGCUGCUAGGAGACAGAAAGCCUUCUCCAGAGGACCUAGAUAAGGGAAUCGACACCAAUAGCCCUCUCUUCCAAGCCAUCUUAGAAAAUCCAGUGGUACAGUUAGGGUUAACAAACCCCAAAACUCUACUAGCCUUCGAGGAUAUGCUUGAAAACCCCCUGAACAGCACUCAGUGGAUGAAUGAUCCCGAAACGGGGCCUGUCAUGCUACAGAUCUCCCGAAUCUUCCAGACACUGAAUCGCACGUAGAGGGGGAUGCCAGUCCACUGUGCCACUUCCUACUGUCCCUCGUGUCACCUUCUCCUCACGGGAGGGUGCAUGGGUUGUUGGGGGGGUGGGGGGUGGAAGGGGCAGGAGGGGGCAGAUUCUGGCCGAGGGGGUGUCUCGCACGGGGUAUGUAGUUAACGGCCAACUGCAGUUAAUUGCCUUGUGGAUUUAGUGUUAGUGGAAGAGGUUUGAAGACUUGUUUAUGUUUUUUCAGGUAUUAGGUCAAAAAUAAAGUAUAUCAAAAAUAGGAAAAGGUUUUGUGAAAACAAUUAAGAAUCUGUUGGAAAGAAAUAUGAUAUUGCUUGUCAAAAAGGCCUGUGACAGUAGUUUUCUAGCCAGUUUUACUAGCGUCUGGCUAAUGUUUACAAAAGGUCACUGACCACUAGCAUAGGAUAUUAAUCAUCUCCAUGCAGUAUUAAUUUAUGGCUAUAUCAAAUUAUAAAAUGCUUUUUAAAAUUGAUUCUUAGGGAACGUUUUUUAAAAGUCCAAAUAUUGGGAGAGCAAGCACAUUUCUAUCCAAACUUGUCUGUCUUGCAUUAUAAUUUAAACAGAAUAAUUCAUAGAUGGAAUUCUUUUAAUAAAUAGCAUUACUUUUUCCUAUUUA
Cygnus atratus (black swan) is the source of this 1965-nucleotide messenger RNA. It is a transcript of the gene UBAC1, whose product is annotated as UBA domain containing 1. Gene Ontology annotation, molecular function: protein binding. The record is from RefSeq and is a predicted model, not a curated record. The transcript has 10 exons. NCBI's taxonomy places the organism in Eukaryota, Metazoa, Chordata, Aves, Anseriformes, Anatidae. Bases 117 to 1343 code for a protein of 408 amino acids.